Molecule: messenger RNA, 6101 nt
Organism: Bactrocera neohumeralis
Lineage: Eukaryota; Metazoa; Arthropoda; Insecta; Diptera; Tephritidae
Gene: Mp
Product: collagen alpha-1(XVIII) chain
Exons: 29
Coding region: 1651-5292 (1213 amino acids)
Source: RefSeq, a predicted model, not a curated record
CAGAGGCGGCAUUGAAGCGGCAUUGAAGCGGAGUAGCAAGUGUGAUUCUACACGAUUCGCUAGCGAACGGCAUACAAGCGUGCGUUUCCCACUCGUAAACGUUAUACUCGUUGCCAUUGGCAUCGCUCGGCGAAUGUGAGCCAGACCAAAAGCAACAAUAACAAAAAAGUGAUGAAGAAGACGCAAACAAACCCGGAGUAGUGAUUGGCAAAGUUGGAAUCGACAACAAAAAAGUGUUUAAAAAUAAAACGAAUAGCUGAUGCUGUGUAUGAAAUUCCAUUAUUGAUAAAAAAGGCGCGCGAAUUUCGGUUCGUUGACGUUUUUUGCUGUCAUAUGGUGCUAUGCUGCAGUGAAGGUCAGGUGACGCUUGCCCUCGUCAAAUUGUGAAAAUACAAAAACAAAGAAAUUAAAUAAGAAAUUUUAAAUCGAAAAUUGUGUACCGUAAAUGUAAAGGUUUGGAAUUAGAAAAAAUAAUAGCAGCAACGAGCAGAAGUUGUCACUUACACAUCUAUAUAUAUUUAUGUGUGCUUCGAAUACUUUCAAAUAAAUAGUGCAAAUCAGCAGAGCAACAACAACAAAAGUCACAGCACAUGUGACACAUUUGGAAUUACUGUGACAAACAACAAAAAUUGGAUUAAAACAACAUAACCGAAAUAAAAGCUCACUGUGUGGUCGCAAAGAAAAUGGAGUUUAACAAAUAAAAACCAAAAUUUCCGCAAAAAUAAUGAGGAGACAGAUUGGAUCGAACUGUGCAGGUGUGCAAUGAUUUGCUCUAUGUGUCUUUAUGUGGCAGAUAAGACUACGCACGUCAACAUGUGUGGCAAACAAGUGAAUGUGAGCCAAAUUAGCGGUGUACAAGUGGAAGCAAGAUAAAAAAACUAGAAAAGAAAUAACAAAAAAUAUAAUGAAGCAGAAAUUGGCAAUAAGUCCAAUAAUGUCGCAGGAUAAUCAUUUUUCUUGUGCCACGGGGCAAGUGCAUGUGUUAUUUUUAAGCGAAAUGACAGCAGAACGUUGAGAGAGCGUUUAAGUAACAUACAACAACGACAAUAACUGCGAGCAAGUGUCAUAGAGAUGAAGGGAUUCAAUGUAUACAUACUUAUAUGUAUGCGCAUGUGUCUGUGAACCAAUCGACGGCCAAUGAAAGCUGUUAAAAAGCAGAUAAAUUUUAACAGUAAAUUUGCGUCGAAGGCAGCAGCAGCAAAACUGUACACACACACACACUCAAUUUAUGGACUAUCGACUUGACAACAAUAUUAGCAAAGUGAUUUCACUGUGUAAUCGAAAGCGUCAGUGUGUGAAAACAAAUAGUGACCAGCAGCACCUGGUUGCAAACAAUUUGCAUUAGCAUACACCGAAUAGUGUUAAAACAACAAUAGCAAUAAAAUAAAAUAACAGCAACAGAAACAGCAACAGCAACAGCACGUGAAUUGUGAAAAACCAACAACGGUCAACAAAUUAGAGUUGUGCAACUGAUAUCACAGUGAUGCCAAUUAGUCAGAUUGCCAGCUACUAAACUGCAACGACUGACUUACUGCCUCUGUGCAAUCACUUCAUACCGGCGAUAUUCGCAUUGCAGAGCUUAACUACAUAAAAUAACGGCGUAAGAUACAACAAGCCUGGCUGAGUUGCAGAAAAACCUCUAAAUUGAAUAUGGCCAGCGCAGCAAAGCGCCGCAACAUGCAGCAAAACAACAACAAUAAGCUCGGUGUGCACCAAGGACAAGCGCACGACAGUAUUGGUGUCAAAAUGUUACCCCUGCUGGCGAUAUUCCUUUGUUGUGGACCAUUGCUGGCGGCUUCGAGUCUCGAUGGUCUUCAAGGGCAGUCUAUUAAAGAUGCCUUCGGCGAAUACUCACUAACGGACAUGAUCAACGCACAAUCGCAGGGCAUCGAGUACGAGGAGGCCGACGACGGUUUCCCCUCGUACAAAUUUCUACCCACAUCCGAUGUUAAAACGUCAUAUCGCGUCCUGCUACCCGAAAGACUUUAUGAAUUCGCCAUACUAGUCAAAUUUCUGCCGAACAGCCCGAAGGGUGGUUAUCUCUUUAGUGUGGUAAACUCCUUCGAGUCUGUGGUGCAGUUGGGUCUGCACUUGUCGACAGUCAGCAAGAAUUUCUGGAAUGUUUCAUUGCUCUACACGCAGUCCGAUCAGAACUCUGUUAGCCGUAAAUUGGUCAGCUACCAAUUGCCAUAUAGGGGCAAGGAGUGGACGACACUUUCAUUUCAGGUACUCAGGGACAAGGUGCUCUUCUACUACGAUUGCGAACUAAAUACGACGACAACGGUCGCGCGGGAACCACAGGACUUGGUCUUCGAUUCGGCCUCAACUUUGUACUUAGCGCAAGCGGGCCCCAAAUUAACUGGGCAUUUUGAGGGAAAUUUACAACAAUUGUAUGUUUAUACAAAUCCAGAUGCUGUGGCAACUGUCUGUAAACCGCCAUCAAAGAAGUUGGAUGACAGCUAUAAUGAGAUUUUAGAUGACGAAAGCGGCUCGGGCUUUAUGGAAGGUGCGAGUGAAGACUACGACAUUUUAGAUGAUUCGUUCUGGAAUGCGACGGACGAUGCCAGUGGAUUUCCAUCACAGACGCCACCUCCUUAUCCGCACGAAAGACCCUAUCGCACACCUAAAGGUGAAAAAGGUGAACGUGGCCCUAAAGGACCACCCGGUGAUAGCAUACGUGGUCCACCGGGACCACCGGGCCCUCCAGGCCCUAAAGGUGAAUCGGCAACUUUUCCGCCCUUCGUUGAUUUUCCCACCGGUGCCGAUGCGAAAUACACUGGCAAAUGCACGUGCAACGCGUCUGAUAUCCUAGAAGCAAUCAAAGAUAAUGAAAUAUUACGUGAAACAAUACGCGGCCCACCCGGACUGCCGGGCAAGGAGGGAAAGACUGGUGCGCCUGGACUCACGCAUCGCAUGGAACGAAGCCUUAUGCACUAUAUCAAACGAAAAGCGGGUGCUACAGGGAAACCAGGUGAACGCGGUGCCCCCGGUCCGAAAGGUGACCGCGGCGAUAGGGGCGAUCCUGGCUCCCGUGGACCCGAGGGUCUGCAAGGCCAUAAAGGCGAGCCCGGCGUCGACGGCAUGCCCGGCAUGCAAGGGCCACCUGGCCCGCCAGGACCGCCUGGCUUGCCCGAAAACUAUGAUGAAUCCUUAAUGGGCAAUUCAAUGCGUCCGAUGCGCAGCUCUUCGCCGGGACCCAAGGGACCACCAGGUGAUAAAGGUGAUGCUGGUGCGGCGGGGGAACGUGGUCAGCAGGGUCAGAAAGGUGAACGUGGCGAUCCGGGAAUGACUGGCGAGAAAGGUGAUAGGGGUCACCCGGGCGUACAUGGCGGUAGUGGCCAAAAAGGCGAACCAGGCCAACCCGGUGUGCCGGGCAUGGCUGGAGCGCCCGGUGCACCUGGUCUCAAAGGUGAUCGUGGUCUGCCCGGUGAAUUGGGUCCCAUCGGACCACCCGGUCCACCAGGUGAAGUUAUUUAUGCAGACAAUUCGUUGAAUGGCACAUCGAGCAGCGCGGCGGGCGGACAAUGUCAGUGUCCGGCGGGUCCACCUGGACCGCCGGGUGCACGCGGCCCGCAGGGCUAUGAGGGGCCACCCGGUUUGAACGGCGAGCCUGGUCCAGCUGGGUCGAACGGUUUGACCGGCCUGCCUGGCUCCAAAGGUGAGAAGGGCGAAAAAGGUGUGCGGGGCCUGAGCGGCCCGAAAGGCGAUCGCGGACCCGAAGGACCGCCAGGGCAGGCCUUUUUCGCUGGCGGUUACGAAGGCAUGGCUAUGAACGGCACCAAGGGGGAGAAGGGAGAGAAGGGUAUGCGCGGACGACGCGGCAAACCGGGCCAAGCUGGACCGAUCGGACCGCCGGGCAAACCUGGUCCGAUGGGCGAUAUUGGACACUCGGGUCGACCUGGACUACCCGGCCCCAAAGGUGAUUCAGGUACCAAAGGACAGAAGGGUGAAACAGGCGGACGAGAAGGACCCAAAGGCGAUAAAGGUGAUCGCGGUCAGGAUGGACGUGACGGCCUGCCUGGACCACCCGGCUUGCCAGCAGCGGCCGGCGAGGGUGUGCAAUACAUACCGAUGCCUGGCCCACCAGGACCACCAGGCGCGCCCGGUCAACCCGGCAUGCCCGGUUUAUCAAUAACCGGUGCGAAAGGUGAGCCCGGCAUGGAUUCGCGCAGUUUCUACGGUGAUGCGUCUUACUAUGGACGACCGGCCAGUGGACGCUCCUCUCUCGAUGAAAUCAAAGCUAUGCGUGAACUACAAGACUUGAGAGAUCGUCCAGACAGCACAUCUGGCCCACCCGGUCCGCCCGGCCCACCAGGUCCACCCAGCCAUUCGCGUCAUGACGAUGAAGAGACACCAUACUUUUCAGCAUCUUCCUGGAAUAUGCGCAUCGUACCCGGUGCGGUGACGUUUUCGAAUAUUGAUGAAAUGACAAAGAAAUCAGCCAUGAAUCCGCCAGGCACACUGGCCUACAUCACGGAGGAGGAAGCGCUGCUGGUGCGCGUCAACAAGGGUUGGCAAUAUAUUGCGCUUGGCACUUUGGUGCCCAUUGCCACACCCGCCCCACCGACUACAGUAGCACCGCCAGUGCGCGUCGAUAUACAGUCAUCGAAUCUGCUCAAUAAUCUGCCGCCGCUAUUAAAUACGCCAACGUUUACAACGGCGCCAGAGUAUGAAACGUGGUAUCCACGCAUGCUUCGCGUAGCGGCACUCAACGAGCCUUACGUCGGCGAUCUGCAGGGCAUACGCGGCGCUGACUUUGCCUGCUAUCGUCAGGGGCGCCGCGCCGGCUUAUUGGGCACCUUCAAAGCCUUCCUGUCAUCCAGAGUGCAAAAUCUUGACUCGAUUGUACGUGUCGCGGACCGCGAUCUACCGGUAGUGAAUACCAGAGGGGACGUCCUCUUCAACUCGUGGAAGGGCAUCUUCAACGGCCAAGGUGGCUUCUUCUCGCAAGCGCCGCGCAUAUACAGUUUUAGCGGCAAAAAUGUUCUAACGGAGCCGUUGUGGCCACAAAAGCACGUUUGGCACGGUUCACUACCCAACGGUGAGCGUUCGAUUGACACAUAUUGCGACGCUUGGCACUCGAGUUCCAUAGAUAAAUUCGGUUAUGCAAGUAAUUUGCUGGGGAACAAACUGCUCGACCAGGAGCGACAAACUUGCGAUAGCAAAUUAAUUGUGCUCUGCGUGGAGGCGUUGUCGCAGGACAGAAGGCGAAAACGCGAUCUCAGCGACAGCGAACCCGAGUUCCAUACGGCGGAGGCAUACGCGCGUCACCUGCAAGAGGUGCUAACUUGAAAAAUUGACUCACGCACACAUGCGCCGAGGCAGCGCGCCCGAAAGGCGCAUUGGCUGCGACGCCAACAUUUACACCAUCAUCACCAACGCAACCAGUGAAAUUGUGAAAGCAAAUCGCGCAACUAAAUUUGAAUUUUUAAAAUUGUAAACAUCAAAAGCCAAAUCUCCAACUACUUACAAACGAGUGAAUGAUUUAUUUUUAUUACAACAACACUACGAAAAAGCAUUUCAACUAAUUAUUAAGUAAAUUACGAAUUUUCCUUCUGUUAACGACUAACGACAAAUUGUGGAAGUUUUUAUUGUAUUUACAGUUGAUUGGUACUACUAGCAACUAAUUGCACACAUACAUACAAGCAUAUAUAAAUAAAAGCACAUCAAUGUGUGUGAGAUUACUUCAUUGCAUGUACUAUAGACACAUACAAACGUAUUCAUGUAGUUACAUACAUACAUACAUACAUACAUAUAGUUAAACCUUCAUACUGCUAGUUAUGAUAUUUAUUUCCUUUUCUGUGUAACUACUUUAGCCAUGUAAGUGUAAACGAAAACUGAAAUUGUAAUUGUAUUUUUCGAAUCAUCAUAGAUUUUUAAUGUCUCUUAAUGCAUACACACACACACACAUGCGUAGACUUGUGCCAUGUGUGAAAUUGUAAAUAUUUCAAUAGUUUUUAUUGUUUUGUAUUUAUAAAAUUCAGAAAUAUUAUAUAGCAGUUUAAGGAAAAUAUAGUCAUACAUAUUAUGUAAUUAUUAUGUAAUGCAUUGGAAACGAGCAGAGACGAGAAACUAGCAGACCAACGGAAAAAUAUUGAAAA